This is a messenger RNA of Seriola dumerili (greater amberjack), 10485 nucleotides long. RefSeq names its product neurobeachin (gene nbeaa). The transcript is spliced from 60 exons. NCBI's taxonomy places the organism in Eukaryota, Metazoa, Chordata, Actinopteri, Carangiformes, Carangidae. Gene Ontology annotation, cellular component: membrane; cytosol. Gene Ontology annotation, molecular function: protein kinase binding. The coding region runs from base 43 to 8886 and encodes 2947 amino acids. Gene Ontology annotation, biological process: intracellular protein localization. The record is from RefSeq and is a predicted model, not a curated record.
GACAGCGGCGACCGCUCCUCUCCUCCCUGUUUCCAAGGGGAAAUGUCGAGCGAGAAGCCGGUUUCAGCACCACCUGGCUCUGCUUCUUCGCUCACGGACACAGACCGAGACUCCCAUCCUCCGCCGGGCUCCUCCGUGCAGCAGGUCGCCGCGGGCGCUAGCUCCGGCGCCACCGGGGAAAGGAUGGUGUCUGCAGCCGGCUCUAUGGUCCUCCCGGCCGGCGUGAUCAACCCCGCUGUCCCGAUCAGGAAUAUCCAGAUGAAAUUCGCCGUGCUGGUGGGCCUGAUCCAGGUCGGGGAGGUUAGCAACAGGGACAUCGUGGAGACCGUGCUGAACCUGCUGGUGGGCGGCGAGUUUGACCUGGAGAUGAACUUCAUCAUCCAGGAGGCGGAGAGCAUCGGCUGCAUGGUAGAGUUGUUGUCCCACUGCGAGGUGACGUGCCAGGCUGAGAUCUGGAGCAUGUUCACAGCCAUCCUGCGCAAGAGCGUGCGCAACCUGCAGACCAGCACAGAGGUCGGCCUCAUCCAGCAGGUGCUGCUCAAGAUGAGCACCGUGGACGACAUGAUCGCAGACCUUCUGGUGGACAUGCUGGGAGUCAUGGCCAGUUACAGCAUCACAGUCAAGGAGCUGAAGCUGCUCUUCAGUAUGUUGAGAGGGGACAACGGCAUCUGGCCGAGACACGCGAUCAAGCUCUUGUCGGUGUUGAACCAGAUGCCUCAGAGACACGGUCCUGAUACCUUCUUCAACUUUCCAGGACGCAGUGCAGCGGCUAUAGCGUUGCCGCCAAUUGCCAAAUGGCCUUACCAGAACGGAUUCACUAUCAACACUUGGUUCAGACAGGAUCCACUCAACAACAUCAACGUGGACAAAGACAAACCGUACCUCUAUUGCUUUCGCACCAGUAAAGGAAUAGGUUACUCCGCUCACUUUGUGGGAAACUGUCUCAUCGUGACGUCGUUGAAAUCGAAAGGAAAAGGCUUCCAGCACUGCGUGAAAUACGAUUUCCAACCCCGCAAGUGGUACAUGAUCAGCAUUGUCCACAUCUACAACCGCUGGAGGAACUCAGAGAUUCGUUGCUAUGUCAACGGUCAGCUGGUCUCCUAUGGCGAUAUGGCCUGGCACGUCAACACCAAUGAUAGCUAUGACAAGUGUUUCCUGGGUUCAUCAGAGACAGCGGACGCUAACAGGGUGUUUUGUGGUCAGCUGGGAGCCAUUUAUGUAUUCAGUGAAGCUCUCAACCCAGCUCAGAUCUUUGCCAUUCACCAGCUUGGCCCAGGAUACAAGAGCACUUUCAAGUUUAAGUCAGAGAGCGACAUCCACCUGGCUGAGCACCACAAGCAGGUGUUGUACGAUGGCAAGCUGGCCAGCUCCAUCUCCUUCACCUACAACGCCAAGGCGACGGAUGCCCAGCUCUGCCUGGAGUCGUCGCCCAGGGAAAACCCGUCCAUCUUUGUCCACUCACCGCACGCACUCAUGCUACAGGAUGUGAAAGCUAUUGUUACCCACUCCAUCCACAGCGCCAUCCACUCUAUAGGAGGCAUCCAGGUCCUGUUUCCUCUCUUUGCUCAGCUGGACUACAAACAGCUCAAUGACAGCAGCGUGGACACCACAGUCUGUGCUACUCUGCUGGCCUUCCUGGUGGAGCUGCUGAAGAGCUCGGUGGCCAUGCAGGAGCAGAUGCUGGGAGGCAAGGGCUUCCUGGUGAUUGGAUAUCUGCUGGAGAAGUCGUCACGAGUUCACAUCACCCGGGCGGUCCUUGAACAGUUCCUGUCCUUCGCCAAGUAUCUGGAUGGUUUACCUCAUGGAGCGCCGCUCCUCAAACAGCUCUGUGACCAUGUCCUCUUCAACGCUGCCAUCUGGAUACACACCCCUGCCAAGGUCCAGCUGUCCCUUUACACAUACCUUUCAUCGGAGUUCAUCGGCACCGCCACCAUCUACACCACCAUCCGCCGUGUGGGCACCGUCCUGCAGCUGAUGCACACUCUUAAGUACUACUACUGGGCGAUCAACCCGCUGGAGUGCAGUGGAAUCACCCCCAAAGGUCUCGACGGACCUCGGCCGUCCCAAAAGGAGAUCAUCUCGCUCAGAGCCUUCAUGCUUCUCUUCCUCAAACAACUCAUUCUAAAGGACCGGGGCGUGAAGGAGGACGAGCUGCAGAGCAUUCUCAACUACCUACUGACCAUGCAUGAGGAUGAGAAUAUCCAUGACGUGCUUCAGCUGCUGGUGGCUCUUAUGUCUGAACACCCGGCGUCCAUGAUCCCUGCGUUUGACCAGAGGAACGGAAUAAGGGUGAUCUGCAAGCUCCUGGCCUCGAAGAGUGAGAGCAUCCGAGUCCAAGCCCUCAAAGUCCUGGGCUACUUCCUCAAGCACCUUGGUCACAAGAGGAAGGUAGAGAUCAUGCACACUCACAGUCUGUUCACACUGCUGGGGGAGAGGCUGAUGAUGCACACUAACACCGUCUCUAUCACCACCUACAACACUCUGUAUGAGAUUCUCACAGAGCAGGUCUGUACUCAGGUGGUUCACAAACCCCACCCUGAGCCCGACUCCACCGUCAAGAUCCAGAAUCCAAUGAUUCUAAAGGUAGUGGCGACCCUCCUGAAGAACUCCACUCCCAGCGCUGAGCUGAUGGAAGUCAGGAGACUCUUUCUUUCCGACAUGAUUAAACUCUUCAGUAACAGCCGCGAAAACCGGCGCUGCCUGCUGCAGUGCUCCGUGUGGCAGGACUGGAUGUUCUCCCUCGGAUACAUCAACCCCAAGAACCCCGAGGAGCAGAAAAUAACUGAGAUGGUGUACAACAUAUUUAGGAUCCUGCUGUACCACGCCAUUAAAUACGAGUGGGGAGGGUGGCGAGUCUGGGUCGACACCCUGUCUAUCGCACACUCCAAGGUGACCUACGAAGCCCAUAAGGAAUACUUAGCUAAAAUGUAUGAGGAGUACCAGCGUCAGGAGGAGGAAAACAUGAAGAAGGGGAAGAAAGGCUCUGUGUCCACCAUCUCUGGUCUUUCUGCUACGCCCACCCCUGUUGUCAACGGCAACCUGGAGAUCGACGACAACUCCCAGACGCAGACCCCCGAGAGCGAGGCUGAGUAUAGCGAGGGGGCUGGCGGAGACUCGCGCAACCUCCUCGCAGAAGGCGCUGUGAAACGACCCAACGGGGAAGCCCUGACACCCGGGGAGCAGAGCGCUGGUCCAGGGGUGAGGGUGGAGGUCCACGACCUGCUGGUGGACAUCAAAGCCGAGAAGGUGGAGGCCACAGAGGUGAAGCUGGAUGAUCUUGACUUGUCUCCAGAAGGCCUCGGUGGAAGUGUAGGUGGAGGAGGUGGAGGAGGAAUGGAGAACGGACCUUUGGUGGAGGUGGACUCUCUCCUGGACAGUGCCUACUGCGCUGUGGUUCAGAACCUGAACGGGAAUCUGGCGCCUAAAGACGACACGCCAGGCUCAGGGGUUGGGAUGGGGCCGAGCCUGGGGCUUUCAGGAGUCAACCUGGAGGAUGAUGGGAACAUGGGUCCACUCAUUACGUUGGCUGAUGAGAAGGACAGUGUCCCAAGCAACAACGGAUUUCUCUUCAGCAAGGUUGAUGAGAAACUGCUUCCAGCUCUGGCAGCCACGGACCCCCUUGUGCUGCCGAGUCCAGACCAGCCCACUCCAUCCGGCCCGGUCCCAGCUCACUCCACCACCAGCGCCAGUGAUGACCUCAGCCUGCUGGCCCACAUGACAAGCUGCGGCUCUGAUUUACAGACCCAGAGCCACACUUCUGGGGAACUUCCAGAGGACGGGCCCUUCAAGAUCCAGAGCCCUCUUGCUGACAUCAGCUCCAUCGCUGAGGCUGAGAGCCAAACCCAGAUACAGGGAGCCUCCAGACCAGAUUUCCCAGAAGGAGAGGGCACAGCCGGGGCAGAGGGAGAGGCUGCGGGGCUCAAGACUGGCGGAGACACAGCCAGCACCACCUCUGAUACGGAGAGGUCGGACGAUGGGAAAGACAAGGACACGAAAAAGAUCCAAACUACUGCGACUACUCAGGCCCUUCAUGGUCGUACUGCGGCGCAGCUGGAGCGGGACCUGCGUGUUGACCUGGGUUUCAGAGGCAUGCCCAUGACGGAGGAGCAACGCCGGCAGUUCAGCCCCGGCCCGCGCACGACUAUGUUCCGCAUCCCAGAAUUCAAGUGGUCUCCCAUGCACCAGAGGUUGCUCACUGACCUGCUUUUCGCCCUGGAAACUGACGUGCAUGUGUGGAGGAGCCACUCCACCAAGUCUGUGAUGGAUUUUGUGAACAGCAAUGAGAACAUCAUCUUCGUCCACAACACGAUCCACCUCAUUUCUCAGAUGGUGGACAACAUCAUCAUCGCCUGUGGAGGCAUCCUGCCUCUCCUGUCUGCUGCCACCUCCCCUUCUGGAGAGGAGACGGAGUUGGAGAACAUCGAGGCGACACAGGGCAUGUCUUCAGAGACGGCGGUCACCUUCCUGUCUCGUCUCAUGGCCAUGGUGGACGUGUUGGUGUUUGCCAGCUCCCUCAACUUCAGUGAGAUCGAGGCGGAGAAGAACAUGUCGUCAGGAGGGCUGAUGAGGCAAUGUCUCCGCCUGGUGUGCUGUGUGGCAGUGAGGAACUGUCUGGAGUGCAGGCAGAGACAGAGAGAUCGAAGCUGCAAGUCCUCUUUAACCAGCAGCAAGUCACAGGACAGCCUCCACAGUGCCUCCACCACCAGCAAGGAUCCAGACAGACUCCUGCAGGAUGUAGACAUCAAUCGUCUCCGAGCUGUGGUGUUUAGAGAUGUGGAUGACAGUAAGCAGGCUCAGUUUCUGGCGCUGGCAGUCGUCUAUUUUAUCUCAGUUCUCAUGGUAUCUAAAUACCGGGAUAUUUUGGAACCCCAGCGGGAGAUUGGCAGGUCCACCAGCCUAUCAGGGAGAAGCAUCCGCCACGAGAUCAACUCCCCAACCAGUACAGAGCACCCAUCCACAGCCUUCUCUGACCGUGACAAACAGACCCCCACCCCUGUAGAUGACUCUCCCCGGGCCGGCCUCCCCCACACAGACUCCGGCAUCGGAGAGGAGGGCCAUGUGGCCGGGUCCCUGAAUGGCUCGGAGAUGGGUCUUGGUGGAGGUGGGGGAGGAGGCACAGAUCUGUUGUGCAGCCUGUCGUCUGAUGUUAGGAGGUCACAGGAGAGCCUUCUGGAUUCUCCCCACAACCCCGGCUCCACCCCCAACUCCAGCCAAGCCCCGCCUUCAUCCAUCUCCAGCAUUAGUCAAACAAACAAAGGCAUCAAUGUCAAGGAGAUCCUGAAGAGCUUGGUGGCAGCUCCAGUUGACGGUGGAGAGCUGGGACAGGAGUCGGGGCCGACGCCCUAUCACCCAGACCCUGCCCUGAAGACACACCCCAUGCUGCCUAUGCAGUUCCACUCCUUCGACAGGAGUGUUGUGGUUCCAGUCAAAAAGCCACCACCUGGCAGCCUGUCAGUCAACACAGUGGGCACACCCACAACCAGUGGAGCAGCCACUGCCGGCAGCACACCUAACAUUUUUGCCGCUGCGACAGCAACGCCCAAGAGCAUGAUCAACACUACAGGUGCCACAGACUCUGCCUCCUCCUCCUCCUCCUCCUCUUCGUCAUUUGUCAAUGGUGCAACUAGUAAGAAUCUGCCAGCCGUGCAGACAGUGGCACCCAUGCCAGAAGACACUAUGGAGAAUAUGAGUAUUACCACCAAGCUGGAGCGCGCUCUGGAGAAGGUGGCCCCCCUGCUGAGGGAGAUUUUUGUGGACUUCGCCCCCUUCCUGUCCAGGACACUUCUUGGUAGCCAUGGGCAGGAACUGCUCAUAGAAGGUCUGGUGUGUAUGAAGUCUAGCACGUCUGUGGUGGAGCUCGUAAUGCUGCUGUGCUCUCAGGAGUGGCAAAACUCCAUUCAGAAGAACGCCGGACUGGCCUUCAUUGAGCUCAUCAAUGAGGGAAGACUCCUGUGCCACGCCAUGAAGGAUCAUAUUGUGCGCGUUGCCAACGAAGCAGAGUUCAUCCUGAACAGACAGAGAGCUGAGGAUGUGCACAAACACGCUGAAUUUGAGUCUAACUGCGCCCAGUACGCCGCGGACCGGAGAGAGGAGGAGAAAAUGUGCGAUCACCUCAUCAGCGCCGCUAAGCACAGAGAUCAUGUGACGGCCAACCAGCUGAAACAGAAGAUCCUCAACAUCCUGACCAAUAAGCAUGGAGCGUGGGGGACGAUGUCACAGAGCCAAUUACAUGACUUCUGGCGUCUAGACUACUGGGAGGACGACCUGAGGAGGAGACGGAGAUUUGUGCGAAACGCCUUCGGAUCCACCCACGCCGACGUGUCCCUCAAAGCUCUGGAGGACUACGGUACGGAAGAGGAAGAGGAGGGGCUUAAGUCGAAAAAGAAUUUCCGCAGCCAGUCAGUGGUCACCCAGAAUCCAGAGGCGGAGUUAAUGCUAGAGGGAGACGAUGACGCUGUCAGCCUGCUGCAGGAAAAAGAGAUUGAUAACCUCGCAGGGCCUGUGGUUCUGAGUACUCCAGCUCAAUUGGUCGCUCCAGUGGUGGUGGCUCGAGGCACUCUGUCCAUCACUACUACUGAGAUCUACUUUGAGGUGGACGAAGAGGAUUCUGCAUUCAAGAAGACUGAUGCUAAAGUGCUGGCCUACUCAGAGGGUCUGCACGGAAAAUGGAUGUUCAGUGAGAUCCGAGCUGUGUUUUCCAGACGCUACCUGCUGCAGAAUACCGGACUAGAGGUCUUCAUGGCCAACAGAACAUCUGUGAUGUUUAACUUCCCUGACCAGGCCACAGUCAAGAGGGUGGUUUACAGUCUCCCACGGGUGGGUGUAGGAACGAGUUACGGCCUCCCGCAGGCCAGACGGAUUUCCUUGGCCACCCCUCGUCAGCUCUUCAAGUCGUCCAACAUGACACAGCGCUGGCAGAGGAGAGAGAUCUCCAACUUUGAGUACCUCAUGUUCCUCAACACUAUUGCAGGGAGGACCUAUAAUGACCUGAACCAGUACCCUAUCUUCCCCUGGGUCUUGACCAACUAUGAUUCAGAGGAGCUCGAUCUCACUCUGCCUGGCAACUUCAGAGACCUCUCCAAGCCAAUCGGUGCACUGAAUCCCAAGCGAGCAGCGUUUUACGCAGAGCGCUACGAGACGUGGGACGACGACAGCACGCCUCCUCACCACUAUACAACCCUGUACUCCACCGCUCAUUCAACACUGAUGUGGAUGCUCAGAAUAGAGCCCUUCACCACAUUUUUCCUCAACGCCAACGAUAGCAAGUUUGACCAUCCAGAGAGAUCCUUCUCUGGCAUCGGCCGCUCGUGGAGGAACUGUCAGAGGGACACGGCUGAUGUCAAGGAGCUGAUCCCAGAGUUCUACUAUUUGCCGGAGAUGUUUGUCAACAGUAAUGAGUAUGAGCUCGGGGUGCGUGAAGAUGGAGUCCCUGUGUGUGACAUAGAGCUUCCUGCCUGGGCCAAGAAACCUGAAGACUUUGUCCGCAUUAACCGGAUGGCGUUGGAGAGCGAGUUUGUGUCGUGCCAGCUUCACCAGUGGAUUGAUCUAAUAUUUGGCUACAAGCAGCGAGGGCCAGAGGCGGUCCGAGCCCUCAACGUGUUCAACUUCUUGUCCUACGAGGGAGCGGUCACCCUCGACAAUUUAGAUGCUGCGCAACGCGAGGUCAUUGAGAUGCAGAUUCAGCUCUGCGGUCAGAUCCCCUCCCAGCUGCUGAUAGAGCCGCACCCACCUCGCUCCUCCGCCAUGCACCUGUGUUUCCUUCCCCAGAGCCCUCUGAUGUUUAAGGAUCAGAUGCAGCAGGACGUCAUCAUGGUGCUCAAGUUCCCCUCCAACUCCCCUGUCACACACGUCGCAGCCAACACGCUCCCCCACCUCAGCAUACCGGCAGCCGUCACCGUCACGUGUAGCCGGCUGUUUGCGGUCAACCGCUGGCACAACACAGUUGGCCUCCGUGGAGCUCCAGGAUACUCCCUGGAACAGGCUCAUCACCUGCCCAUUGAGAUGGACCCUCUCAUAGCAAACAACUCAGGCGUGAACAAGCGUCAGAUCACUGACCUGGUGGACCAGAGCAUCCAAAUCAACACACACUGUUUUGUGGUUACUGCCGACAACCGCUACAUCCUGGUCUGCGGCUUCUGGGACAAGAGCUUCCGUGUUUACUCCACUGAAACUGGAAAGCUGACCCAGAUAGUUUUUGGCCACUGGGAUGUGGUGACGUGUCUGGCGAGGUCAGAGUCCUACAUCGGAGGAGACUGCUACAUCGUUUCAGGCUCCAGAGACGCCACUCUUCUUCUGUGGUACUGGAGUGGACGACACCACAUUAUAGGGGACAACCCUAAUAACAGUGACUAUCCUGCCCCCCGGGCAGUACUGACAGGACAUGACCACGAGGUGGUGUGUGUGUCUGUCUGUGCAGAGCUGGGAUUGGUCAUCAGUGGAGCUAAAGAGGGCCCGUGUCUGGUCCACACUAUUACAGGGGACUUGCUUAGGGCCCUGGAGGGGCCUGAGCUGUGCCAGAGGCCCCGUCUCAUCUCAGUGUCCAGCGAAGGCCACUGCAUCAUCUACUACGAGAGAGGCCGCUUCUGCAACUUCAGCAUAAAUGGAAAACUGCUGGCGCAAAUGGAGGUUAACGAUUCCACACGGGCGAUCCUGUUGAGCAGUGACGGACAGAACUUGGUGACCGGAGGUGAUAAUGGGGUUGUGGAGGUGUGGCAGGCGUGCGACUUCAAACAGCUUUACAUCUACCCAGGCUGUGAUGCCGGCAUCCGUGCCAUGGACCUGUCACAUGACCAGAGGACUCUGAUCACUGGCAUGGCGUCCGGCAGCAUUGUGGCGUUCAACAUAGACUUCAACCGCUGGCACUACGAACACCAGAACAGGUACUGAGGUGGACAGCUUGAGGAAGAGGAGGGUGGAGAGGAGAGAUAGAACAAGAGGGAAAGGAGAUGAUGCAUUCUGCUGUGUAUCUGCGACGUGGGGAAACUACAGGUACUGAGAGGAAGGAAAAACAAGUACCGGACCUUAGGCUCUAUUCCGUUGAAGAAGUUUACUUGAUAUGAGGAUGCGGCAGCGCUGCUGGAAAUAACUUCCUCUGUGCAUACGUGUAAGUACACACACGUGUGUAACCACAGACACAUAAUACCCCGAAGAUACACACCAAAACCUGCUAAUAAAAUAGACAGACUGCAGAAUGGAGAGAAAAAGAGCAAGUCAAGCAGACCUUGUAGAGGUCGAUCAUAUCCGUACCACUCACAGGACUGGUGCAGUUGCUGUUGCUGGUACGCUUAAUGCUUCACAGACAAUGAACCUAAGUUUUGUUUUCUCCUUUCUUUUUCUCGUUUUCAAAUUUUUGUUCCAUACUUUUCAUUUGAGGGGAGUUGCAUCUGGGAAUUAUUUGGGUGGACUAUGAAUUAAGACUCCUUCAAUGUGUCUAAACUGAUUAGAAAUGGUCAGAAAUGAACCAGCCCCACCCACUAUUCAGAUACCGGUGCUAUUGGCUUGAUCUUAAAUUCACCCUUGAAAAAAUUGCCUGGGGUAUGAUUUUAUUUUAUUUUACCUUAUUUGAUUUUAUCAGGUUUUAUUUUAUUUUCUAAUAUUAAUUUUCUUUUAUUUUUCUUUUACCCACAGCAGGGUUAAGUCUGAUUUUUAUGUAAAUAAGGCUCUGCUUCCUUCAGAGUCUACACUUGUUCUUUCACUACACAAACUGCGCUUAUCACCUUUAAUUUAUUAAUGACUUGCUGUAUGUAAAAUAUUGUGUAAUAAUUAUUAUAAUGUUGACAAGACUGAUGGUAAUAACGGCAGUGUCAAGGAUGAUGAUGGGUUUUGCCGGAGAUGGUGAUGAUAAAGAGGUCUUGCCAGUGCCACCACAGAUGACAACCACAAGACUGACAUGAUUUCCUUUGUAUAUUUGGUGAUUGUUUUGUCAAAUAUGUACAUAUAGUCUUGGUUCAGGCUUGGUGGGAGACUUAAUCAGCUGAAUAAGACUGAAACUGCAAAGGAAACCUUCACUUACCCACAUUUGUUGAUUAUUUAAAAAAAGAGAAUCAAAUCAAUGUAAAAGUUUGUUUUGUAUUUGCACUUUGCACCAAUCACAUAUCAUUAUUUAUUAGCUUGGUUCUUUCUGGUCGGCUGCCAUUUUGUUUCGGUCCAUUUUCCCGACGGGAUUAUUUGUGCAUUGAUGUUUGUAUUUAAAAACGUUGAGCUCAUGUGUGAUUAUUAAGUUUUACAACCUCACAGUUGUAAGCAAUAUCAUGAUUCUGUAGCUGAUAGAGGUGGGAAGGAGGGCGGAGAGGGGAUGAUGAAAAUGUGAGAUGUACUGUAUGUGUGAAGCCAUCUUGAUCAAAUGCGCACAUGCACAUACUCUAUCGACAGGUUCAACUUACGUAUCCAAAAAAAGGUUAAAUAUUUUUGGAUCUAUGAAACCCUAAAAACUAUUGUAUUCAUGUUUUAUUGCAAAGAUGUAAAAUAUGACAUGUGUGAGUUGAA